This is a messenger RNA of Haliaeetus leucocephalus (bald eagle), 4467 nucleotides long. It is a transcript of the gene SECISBP2, whose product is annotated as SECIS binding protein 2. Gene Ontology annotation, biological process: selenocysteine incorporation. NCBI's taxonomy places the organism in Eukaryota, Metazoa, Chordata, Aves, Accipitriformes, Accipitridae. Bases 1359 to 4190 code for a protein of 943 amino acids. The transcript is spliced from 18 exons. Gene Ontology annotation, molecular function: mRNA 3'-UTR binding; selenocysteine insertion sequence binding; ribonucleoprotein complex binding. The record is from RefSeq and is a predicted model, not a curated record. Gene Ontology annotation, cellular component: ribonucleoprotein complex.
CGGAGCCCCUUCUGGGAGGGCAGGACCGGGGCGGGGGCAGCGCAGGUUGGUGCGCGGCGAGUGGCUUCCCAGCACCCGGGAGGGGGAGGCGCCGUCAUCGCUUCCAGGGAGCUCGAGUGUGAACACCGCGUCCUGCUCGGAGCGGAGAGCCUGCUGCGAGGACCGCUGGGCGUCCCGGUCGCUCUAAAGAUGGGCGCGCAAGCUCUGACGGGUGACGGUGGCGUUGCGUUGCACAGGGACUCAACCUCCUGGUCAGGCCCGGGGCUCUCUAAAGUUAGUGAUGAGCCUGCAGUCACGGUCGCCUCCUGUGGUACCAUACGUGUUUAGUGAAUGAGGUAUUCCCCGGAGCUGUUCAACGAUGCUGUGCCUUAAUUAUCUCCCAAGCUUAUGCGUUUCUCAUAUAAUAGCGUACUCAGCCGUGCCUGUUGCACGUUUCAUUUGUCACUGUUACAGCGGAUGUUCAUUGUGUGUUUGGAUCUGCGUGGUAGAUUCAGAAACGGAAGAGUUUGCAGUUAUUUGUAAUUUACUUUAGGCUGCCAGAGCUCUUCAAAUGCUUAUGAUACAGGUGACUGCAGAGCUACUAGAGGAUGCAGGGAGCCCAGUUUAUAUGCUCAAGCAUUGAAAUUACUGUUCAAAUAUUUUCAAAAGCCUUGUGUGUUACUCAGUUAUUGAAAUUUGCUUCGACAAGUGAAAAAAUCCCAGUUUUCACGUAGGGUGUCAGUUACCCCCAAAAACAGAGUCAACUGUAGGAAUGACUUGUGGCAUGUAUUAGGGUGAGUAAAGCUGUGUAACGCUCUAAAGGCAGUAAAUACUUCGAGUCUUAUUUCAGUGUCCUUCCAUAUGUACAUAUCCAGUUUAAGUGGAUGGUAAUUCAGAACAAAUGGAAAAUCCGUCUUAAUAGAUCUGUGUUGUGCCAGAAAUGAGAAGGCUAUAUAAUUAUUCAUUCAGACAGACUACCUUAAAAUAUAGACAUACACAAAGCCAUUAUUGUUACAUGCUUCCAGAGUCUGAUUUUAUGGUAGUGCUAGUGUAUGUUAUGAGUUUUAGCUUAUAUUGUUCCAAUCUAAAGUAAGACUUUGUAUACUAGCGUUUACUGCAUCUUGGGUUAAGCAAGCCUCUGUCCUCUCCGUAACUGACCUUUGUGAGUAUUUAAUGAUAAAUGUGGUUAUUAAGUAACUUUCCAGAGCAUUUGCAUUUCUGUUAGAAUGCCUUGGUUUUAUUUCUCCCUCUUUCCUCCAUUGUCUUUUGGUGAGCUUUAUUGUUUUGCAUGUUUUGUUAGAAGAGACCAAACUAACACUUUGCUAUGACAGUUAAACGCACAAGGAUGAGUAUUUUUCACUUGCAACAUUAAUCUCCAAAUGCACGUAGCCAAAAAACGUUUUGUUUCUCAGGGCAUCAAGUUGUCAGCAGAGGUCAAACCAUUUGUUCCAAAACAUGCGGCGGUAACCGUGGCAUGGUCAGAACCCUCAGAAGCAUGUGUCUUUCCUAGGUACUUAACUACAUGCUACCCAUUUGUUCAGGAACCAUCUUUGGAUAAGCAACAAGUAUAUGCUGAAGAUUUGCCCUGGGAUGACUUCUCAUCUCUUUCUCAAUGUCCAUCACAUAGUGUUCUGGGAGAUCCUGCCUUCCGUGAAUACUCCAGCUGCUCUUACUCACCUGAUGUUGUUUCAAAUGUAUAUCCUGUAGCUGGCUCACAAUAUCAUUCUAACAACUCAACACACUCUAAUGGUUCAGCAAUAGUCAGUGAAUCUGCUGAGCAAACGUAUCCAAUCAGACAAGAGAGUAAGAAUCUUUCAAAGCAGAGGAGAUCAAAAGAGGGUGAGAAAAAAUUAGACAAGAAAAGGCAUGAUGGAGAUGACUCUUCUGUCAGAAUUGUGAACAGGACUUCGUUCCAGACCUCCGCAUGCAGCAGAGAUUCUGUGAAGCCAGACAGGUUCAAUAAAACUACAAACAAGAAGUCAACUCAAACUCCAAAACCAGAGUCUCUUGCUGUACCCACAUUUGAAGCUACCAUUCUGGAUUUCCACAAGUCACAGAGUUUGGGAAGCAGUGAGAUAUUGAAUGUACAGCAUAAAAGUGGACCAGUGUGUGCAGCGGAAAGUAACAUUGCGUGCCUUAGUCAACCACAGAUGUCUCUUUUGUUGAAUACGGAGGAAGAUACUUCUGCAGAAAGCAAAGCUUCAUCAAAAACUUUAGAUGAAACAGUAGCCACCUUAAUUCCCUCUUCAUUUGAUGGUAGAGUGGCAUUUCCUGAAACACCUGCAGAUGUUUCUGCUCAGCCACAUGUGUCUUGGGCUAUGGUACUUUCACAGCCCCCAAAGAAAAUUGUGUCAUCACCAGCAUCUGAAGGUCUUUCCAGAGGCAAAGGGAAGCAGGAUGGUGAAGCAAAGCAGUCAGAAACAAAAAAUGACGCUAGUGAAACUGAGCCUGAAGAAGGGUCAGAAAAGAAGAAAAAAAAGAAGAAAAAGAAGAAAAAACCGAAGUCACCCACUGAUGUAGAGAAACCUCAAAAUGAACCUACUAAAGUACAGGAACCACCAAGGAUUGAGGAUGCUGAGGAGUUUCCUGAUCUGGCAGCUGCUUCUGACAGGAGAAAUAGGCUAGGAUCUCAGAAAUCAUCAUUUACUCCUUCUGUCAGAAAGCAAUCUGAAAUCCAUCUCCCUGAAGAGCCUUGGGAUAAUCGGUCUCCCACACUGGAUGGAACUCCCAAGGUGGUGGAUGGACUGUCAGGGAAGCAAGCUUCAUCUUCUGUGUUAGAAAGAAAGAAAAUGCAGGAAACAUCCAGGAGCAGUGGUAAGAAGAGUCAAAUUCCAGUGCAAUUGGAUUUGGGUGGCAUGCUGGCAGUCUUGGAGCAGAAGCAGCAAACAGAGAAGUCAAAACAGUCUUCUAAACCUGUGGUGCUUUCAGGCAAGAGCACCGUUCACAAGAUACAAGAGAAAAUAAAGGUUCUUUUAAAAAACAUUUUAAAAGCAUGGCGAUCUAAAUUGUUUGGAGGAAGACUUGGGAAAAGAAAAAUCCUCAGGACAAUAAUUUGUAAAAAAAUACCUUAUAUAAAUAUGAGAGUUGGUGGUGCCAUACCAUUGCUUUCUAAAGAACCUGCUACAGCCACAAAAAGUCACCGGUUAAACCAAGGAAAGAUGCCUCAUAACCCUUUGGAUUCCAGCGCUCCUUUGGUAAAGAAAGGGAAACAGAGAGAAGUGCCUAAAGCAAAGAGACCAACACCUCUUAAAAAGAUUAUUCUGAAAGAAAGAGAACAACGAAAACAGCAACACCUGUUAGAACAGACAGCAGUACCAAAAGAUGAAGAUAAUAUUUGUCAGUCCACAGAAAAUAUUACUGAAGAUGAAACGCUUCUACAGGAUAGUCAAGCAGCUGUUCCUGCAGCACAAGUUGCUGAAGGGUUUCUGGAGAACACAGGGAUCAAGGACUCAACAGAAAGUUCUAUGUCUUCAAAGCAGCUAACCUUUAGUCUUCCAAAAAUCCAUAGUAGGAAUUUUAGAGAUUAUUGCAGCCAGGUACUUAGUAAAGAAGUUGACAGUUGUGUGACAGAUCUCUUAAAAGAACUGGUUCGUUUCCAAGAUCGCUUGUAUCAGAAAGACCCAGUAAAGGCCAAGAUAAAACGCAGGCUUGUUAUGGGUCUUAGAGAAGUUUUGAAACAUCUGAAGCUGAAAAAACUGAAGUGUGUCAUCAUCUCUCCUAACUGCGAAAAGAUUCAGUCAAAGGGUGGUUUGGAUGAGACUCUACACAACAUUAUUGACUGCGCCUGUGAACAGAAUAUCCCAUUUGUUUUUGCCCUGAAUCGCAAGGCCCUGGGCCGCUGUGUGAACAAAGCAGUGCCUGUGAGCGUGGUGGGAAUUUUUAGCUAUGAUGGGGCUCAGGACCAUUUUCAUAGGAUGGUACAACUGACAACAGAGGCCAGGAAGGCCUACAAAGAUAUGAUAGCAGCUUUAGAGGAAGAAGCUGAAGGAGGACUAAGAGAAACCCAGCCCAGCAUCUUGACCACUGAUUAUGAAAAAAAUGGCUUAUCAGAAACUGUUAAAACAUCUUCCAAGGACUCUGAUGAGGAUGUACCAAAUUAUAUUAAAAUCUGGAAGAGAAAACUUGAAGAAGAGUAUAACCCGUAUGCACUGGAACUGGAAAAGAGUGCAGCUGCUGACAUGGUGAUAGUGAAUUCAGAAGAGCAUCAGUAAAUCCAGAUCCAAUUCUAUUGGGGCUUUUAAUAUUUUUUUUUAGACCCCUAGGAAGAGGGUAGCAAAAUAAAAUCAUUUUAAGAAGUAUAUGAAGUCAGCCAGGUAAACUGUUCUGAACCCAUUUAAUCAAAAUACACACUGCAGCACAUGAGGCACUGGCUAAUGCUUUUACAUUUUAUGUAUUUGGCUGAUUACUAUAGCAGAUGACAACAGCAAAUUGUCUUAGCCCUGAACCACUUGAACGAGCCUGGCAUACUUCAGUGGUUGGCAUACUUCA